UAACGCCCUGUACGUGGAUUGAUUUUUUUUUUUCUCCAGCAUUCCCUCAGCUGAUGGAUUUUUGCCACUGCAGCUCAGCAGAGGGUGUCAGAUCUUUCAGUGUGCACCAGGUUGAAACGAGCAGAGCCUCUUAGCAGCUCUCCCUCUGCGUGCAUGUGAGCGUGUGCGAGCGUGCGACUCGGCAGCAGCGGAAGAAAGAGGAAAGAAGAGCGAGAGAGCGAGCGAGCGAGCGAGGAGGGGAGGCAGCGCGGCCGGCAGGGCGAGGCGAGGCGCGGCGCGGAGGCGGAGGGGCGGUCGUGGGGCGGUAGGGCGGCCCCGGUUCCGCGGCAGGCUCAGGCCGCCGGUACGGGCAUGGGCAGCCGCGCAGCGCAGCGGGGGCCGGCGCAGCGCGGGGCUGUGGGCUCGGCGGGUAGACCCUAGGUUGGGGCGCGCUUUCAGCACCGGGGCGCUGGACAGCGCCCGGCGGGCGAGGAGCGCGGCUCCGCGGGCGCGCAGCAAGGUCAGCCCUGCGCGGAGCCGCGCGCAGCGGCCCCCUCCGCGGCCAGCGCGGCGCUCUCCGCCUGCGCCGCUCGGACAUGCCGCGGGCCAGCAGCACCGAUCCCGCGGCGGUGAGGCAGCCCGCCCGGCCGCAGACCUCCGCUUAGGUGCCCGGGAGGCGUCAGGGAGGGGGACCGAGGAGGGGGAUUCUUUUAUUUCAUUUUUUAUUCCCACCUUCUACUUUUUUCCUUUUUUUUCUUUUUUUUCUUUUUUUUUUUUUUUUUUUUUUUUUUUGCGUGCCUUGCAGUACGUGCCUGGAUAGUUUGUGGAUACAAUUAUUGACGGGAAUCUGGGCUGUUGCAGUUGUACGUGUGGGGGAGAGAGGGAGAGAGGAGACAAGAAAGCAUCCCCCCCCUCUGCCGACCCGCCUUGCUCCCCUUCCCCACGUUUUAUUUUUCCUUUUUUUUUUUUUUUUUUUCCUCCCCCCUUGGUGGUGAUUCGGACAUUUAAUGUAUUGAAUGAACUGGAAUUCCUUUCUGUGCGAGGACGAUGGUUGCUGUUACUUUGUGAUGAGAUCGGGAAUGAAUUGCUCUGUUUAAAAAUGCUGCUUUGGAUUCUGUUGCUGGAGACGUCUCUUUGUUUUGCUGCUGGAAACGUUACAGGGGACGUUUGCAAAGAGAAGAUCUGUGCCUGCAACGAGAUAGAAGGGGAUUUGCACGUAGACUGUGAGAAAAAGGGAUUUACCAGCCUGCAACAUUUCACCGCCCCGACUUCCCAGUUUUACCAUUUAUUCCUGCAUGGCAAUUCCCUGACUCGACUUUUCCCUAAUGAGUUUGCUAACUUUUACAAUGCAGUUAGUUUGCACAUGGAAAACAACGGUUUGCAUGAGAUUGUUCCUGGGGCUUUCCUUGGGCUGCAGCUGGUGAAACGCUUGCACAUAAACAACAACAAGAUCAAAUCGUUCAGGAAGCAGACUUUCCUGGGGCUGGACGAUCUGGAAUACCUCCAGGCAGAUUUUAAUCUAUUGAGGGAUAUUGACCCGGGAGCAUUUAGGGACUUAAACAAGCUGGAAGUGCUGAUUUUAAAUGACAAUCUCAUCAGCACCUUGCCCCCCAACGUGUUUCAGUAUGUGCCGAUCACCCACCUCGACCUCCGGGGAAACCGACUUAAAACCUUGCCUUACGAGGAGGUCCUGGAGCAGAUCCCAGGCAUUGCUGAAAUCCUGCUAGAGGAUAACCCCUGGGACUGCACUUGCGAUCUGCUGUCGUUGAAGGAAUGGCUGGAGAACAUACCCAAAAACGCUUUGAUCGGCAGAGUGAUUUGUGAGGCUCCCACUAGGUUGCAGGGCAAAGAUUUAAAUGAGACCACAGAGCAAGAGCUGUGCAAAAAGAACAGAGUGGAUUCUAGCCUAGCUGCUCCCCCUGCUGAAGAAGAAACCUGCGAUCCUGGUCCCAUUCCAACUCCCUUUAAAAUACAUGGCAAAGAAGACCCUGCCACACCAGGAUCUGGUCCAAGCGGAGGUACAAAGAUUCCCGUCAACUGGCAAAUUAAGACCAGACCCACCGCUGCCGUGUCAACAGUCAGCAUGAAGAACAAGUUACCAGCUGCAGUGUCCUGCCCACACAUCUGCAGCUGUGAUCAGAUCCCUGGCUCGGGUUUAAAGGUUAAUUGCAAUGAUAGGAACGUGAGCAGUUUGGUGGAUUUGAAGCCCAAGCCAUCCAAUGUGCAGGAGCUGUUCCUGAGAGACAACAAAAUACACACCAUCAGGAAAUCCCACUUUCUGGAUUACCGGAAACUUAAUUUACUCGAUUUGGGCAACAACAACAUUGCCACCGUCGAGAACAACACCUUCAAGAACCUCUUUGAGCUCCGAUGGCUCUACAUGGAUAGCAACUACUUAGACACCCUGUCCCGGGAGAAAUUUGCUGGGCUGCAAAACCUGGAGUAUCUGAACGUGGAGUUUAAUGGCAUUCAGCUGAUCAUGCCUGGCACCUUCAAUGCAAUGCCCAAACUGAGAGUCCUCAUCCUCAACAACAACCUGCUGAGGUCUCUCCCAGUAGACGUGUUUGCUGGGGUCUCGCUUUCCAAGCUGAGCAUACACAACAAUUAUUUCAUGUACCUCCCGGUGGCAGGGGUGCUGGACCAGCUCACCUCUAUCACCCAGAUCGACCUGCAUGGCAACCCGUGGGACUGUACUUGCCCUAUCGUGCCUUUCAAACAGUGGGCGGAGAUGCUGCGCCCCAAGGUGAUUAUGAGCGACCUGAGGUGUGAGUCCCCCGAAGAUUUCUUCAAGGAGGAUUUCGAGUCUCUCUCCAAUGAUGUGAUUUGCCCUCAGUUAAAAAUCUCUCCCACAUUAACUUCUACUAACAAAAACAGCACCGGGUUGACAGAGACAGGUACUCACUCCAACUCCUACUUGGAGACCAGCCGGGUCUCUAUUUCGGUGCUGGUGCCAGGGCUCCUGCUGGUUUUUGUGACCUCUGCCUUCACGGUGGUUGGCAUGCUGGUGUUCAUUCUGAGGAACAGAAAGCGGUCCAAGAGGAGGGAUGCCAACUCCUCUGCAUCCGAAAUCAACUCUUUGCAGACCGUCUGCGACUCGUCCUACUGGCACAACGGGCCCUACAGCGCUGACGGGGCCCACAGGGUUUACGACUGCGGCUCCCACUCGCUGUCGGACUGAGGCGGCGGGCGGGACGGGAGCGGCCUCCCCCCGGGAGGGACCUGCCCUUCGCGCUCUGCCGGUGGGGAGGCAGCGCCGGCGGGGGACGGCUCUGCACCUCGGCGACCUUCGAUGAGAAACAAUAGAACACACGCACGCCUCCCCCCACCCCCCAAAGACCUCCAUGGCAAGCACCGAGGCCCCGUGAGCAGCGGGGGCAGCCCGACGCUGGGGCGCAUCCGCGCAGCUCCGCGCAUCCCGGCGCGGUGGCCGCAUCCCCCGCCCCUGAGCUGCCAGGGCAGCAAAGGACAAGCGAGGACCCUCUUCCUUCGGUUUCGGCUGGGCGAAACACGGCUCUCGGUUUUGUUGGGCUUUUGUUCUAUUGUGUUGGGCUUUGUUUUGCUUCUUUUUGCCCUCUUCCCUUGUGGACCGACCCCUCUCCGAGAGGCCAGGAAGAGGAGGGGGGCGAAGGAAAGGCUGGUGUCAGCCUCCUCCUGACAGCAAAGCAGGAGUGGAAAGUUGCACGAAGGCAUGAAUGUAAUGUAAAUAAAUGACUCCGAAACAGACAAAUGGACCAAAAAAAAAAAAAAAAAAAAAAAAAAUGUGCUGCAUGGCUCGCAUGGAUACAACGCACCCCAGGGACGCUCCAACCCCCGACUGGAAGCAGCGUCUAGUUCACACCAUCAUCCCUCUUACCUGAUAAGUCCCUUCGUAUCAAACCUUAUAUAUAAGAAAUACAGUAUAAUAAUAAAAAGUGCCAUUUCGCCAUUUUUGUGUGAUCAAUAGGCAGUAGAGAUCGUAAUUUUACCGUGGAAAACAAUGUAAAGGUUUUAUUUAAGACAUAGUUGCAUGAAUAUUCUCAUUGGAUUUUUUUUUUUUUUUUUUUUUUUUUUGGAGGCAGGAAUUACUUUGCUGGCAUAGAUUUGCUUUGUUGAUGGUGGGUUGUGUUUUGGUUUUCCGGGAGGGGGGAGGGGAGGCUUCGGUUUUGUUUUCUCUCUCUUUCAAUAUACAUAUUCAGUAUUGCCUUUCCAUCUGAAUGUAAAAAUUAGUACCCUUGAUUUCUAUUAUGGUAACAGUGUAAACAUACAAAAAAAAAAAAAAACCCAAAAAAACCAAAAACCCAAGGCAGUUAAGCAUGACCAAUUAAUGUCACUCUAGUGCUUAGGCUGCAAAGUUUAAUGGUAGAAAAUUCUGUGCUGUUGUAAAUCUUACUAUAACUUGAGGAAACCAGGACUGAGGAAGCAACUGAAACUUACUAAUUCUAUCCGAGGAUUUUAUAAUGGCAUAUUUUUUCAGCAUUAAAGUGAAAAUGUUUUCAACUCCGGGUCCUUACCAUUUUUCCAGCAUCAGUUCUUCACAAGUGGGUAAUUUGGGUCUAGGGGACAGAGCCUCCUUUCAGUGCUCUCUGUGUGUGUUUCUCUGUCUCUCUUUUCCUCUUUCCCUCUCUUCCCUUCUCUCAUUCGUUCACGCGCAGAGGCACAAACACCCUUCCCUCACCCCUUCCCCACUGUAAAUAACACACAGAAGUUUCCUGCCUCCUCCCCUCUUCCUCUCCUUCCUCUUUUUUUUUUUUUUUUUUUUAAUAUAUGAUGAGGCAGUGAAUCCCUUUAUUAACACUGCUGCCGCCGCCUCUCCUGCACACACUGCAGAUGUAUUAGGGAUGUUAGUGGGAGUUUGAUUUAAUUGACUCUACCUAGCUCCGUCUCAUUAAGACGGAGCCGGAUUUCAGCGCUCAGCAGCAGCACUUGGGGCCCGCAGGCAACUUGCGGUGUUGCCGGUAAGGUGGGGCUGCUGCGGGCGGCCGGGCUGCAGCAGCUGCUCCAAGUGGGAAAACUAAUUAACAAAGAGACUUUCCCAUCCCUGCUCUGGGUAGCUGCACCCUUUAAUAUUAAAUGCUGGGAAACUAAAAAAUCCAACACGGCGCAGUGCUGCAGCUGGAUUUCAGGCAGCUCGCAUUUGAUCCCGUUCCUGUACAGGAAAGUGCUCCUAAACUCGGUAAAAUCUGUAAAGGCGAAAGUCCCUGUAAAGCACUUGUAACUCACAGCUCAAAUCCCAGUGGAGACAUGGAGAAUUUCAGUCACGUUGCUUCUGGCUUCCUCGAGGCAGAGAACUCUUUUAAAGAGUAAAACACCGUAAGGGACUUGCUAAACUUCAAAUACUCAUUCGGUUUGCUUUAUAGAAAAUGCCCACCUUUGGGAUAUGUGAGGAGAAAACAAACAUACAUACAUACCAUUGCAAUAGAUACACUCUUGAAAACGAGGCAGAAGCCUGGUGCUGGGUGUUCAUGAAGUAUUAAACAUGGGGAACAGAUCAUUCAUCCAGAAUCCUUCAUCACCGCCUGCAGUCUCCUGGAAAAUACCUUGAAGUUUGGUGGUGUAGCUCUGAAAACGGGAUGUCCUGCUUAACUAUACAAACCGUCUCUAUCUUCAGGGCCCUUCUUUAUCCCUCUUGCUUCUUUGUUAGGCUGAUUGUUCUGCCAGGACAUUCUGUGUAACACAAAGUGAUGGCAGUAGAGGCACUAGUUUGCCACUGUGCAAACUACCAGAUUGAGAAUAAAAAGAAAAUGCAUUUACAUGUGAGCCAGUAUUUCUGUCCUCAAUAGGCCAUCCACAUUAGGUUAGGCACAGUCCAAACAAACAUUUAAGAAUAAUCCAAUGCACCUCUAUGUGACUACGUGUCUUUCUGCCUUCUCCUCAAUGCUGUGGUGAUAAAAUACAAGAACUGAGAGCAUUAAAGAUACAUCCCAUGCUAAAAAAAUAUAGUUACGUUACAAAAUAUACAGUAAAUUGAAGAUGUCAAAUCACUGCCUGAGAUCAGAUAUGAAUGCAUUCCAGAAAAUAUAAUGAUAAAUAUAUGUUAUUUUGAUUUGUCAUCAUGGAGAAGUAGCAUAAACUUAUACCUUUACCCAUUUACUUUCCUUAAAGUGCUAGUUCAUUGGCACAAUUAUACAGAAAUGUCAGUUCAAUUGAAGAGUUGAAGAUGUGCAUUUUUCACCCUGUUUCUAGGUUGGGGGGAAUAACAAAACGACCUUUUCUCCUUCUAUCUCAUUUUCUGAUUUUAGCAUUCACAUGAUUCUUUCUUCCAUCUUGCAGACACUCACCCUUAAGACACAUAGAUCACCUAACUCUCUGAGAUGAUAUGAUAAUUGCCAGGCUUUGAAUGAUGAUGCUUAUCUUAUUUGCAUGUUUAGCACUUCCGAGGUUAUUUUCAUCAAAACAAAACACUCCACCAAAGAGAAAAACAAGAUGAAGAAAGGGGAUGAUUGAGGAUGUAUUGAAAGAGAGUGAAGUGCAAAUGUGUUAAAUACAUUUAGCUGUAUGGCAUUAACAACAAUAACAAAAAGAAUUGUUUUAUUCAUUUUGAUAGUGCCUAACUGUUGUGGUAUACGUCUAACAUUGGAAGCCUAUAUAAUAUCCACGUUGUGUCAAAACAUGUGCAUUUUUUCCUGUAAACUUCAAAAGAAUCUCGUACCUUCAGGCAUAAGAUAUAUCACAAUAAGUUAUUUCUUAUCAUUUCUUAAUCAUCACAGUAAAGAAGUUUCUGUUGUUUUAGAAAGGACAGACAGGAAAGGAACAGAUAUCUUGUUUAGUUAAUUAAAAAAGUAUUUUUUUCUGCAAACACUUCAACUAAGAAUAGCAUAAAGUUUAAACUGUUUCCAUAGAAAUAUAUGCCUGUAUGCAUGGUAGCCUCUUGUACGCCAUUGCAGAAGACUUAACGGAACUCUAGGAGCAACCUGAUAAAAUUUUAAAUUAAUACUUA
Molecule: messenger RNA, 6895 nt
Organism: Strigops habroptila (Kakapo)
Lineage: Eukaryota; Metazoa; Chordata; Aves; Psittaciformes; Psittacidae
Gene: SLITRK1
Product: SLIT and NTRK like family member 1
Exons: 1
Coding region: 1079-3157 (692 amino acids)
Biological process (GO): axonogenesis; positive regulation of synapse assembly; regulation of presynapse assembly
Cellular component (GO): GABA-ergic synapse; postsynaptic density membrane; glutamatergic synapse
Molecular function (GO): protein binding
Source: RefSeq, a predicted model, not a curated record